Molecule: messenger RNA, 1587 nt
Organism: Electrophorus electricus (electric eel)
Lineage: Eukaryota; Metazoa; Chordata; Actinopteri; Gymnotiformes; Gymnotidae
Source: RefSeq, a predicted model, not a curated record
AUGGCGCUGUGUACAGUGAUACGGCGCCGGUAUCGAGGAAACGCCGGCUCAUGGCUGCGGCUUUGCCCGCGGACGAGCGUGCAUCGCCGGGCGACGCACGCAAACCAGCCCGUAACGAGCCAGGAGCCGGCACCGGGCGCCGAGGAAGUCAGCCCGGACGGUCACGCUCUGGUCUGCGCAGUGUGCCACUGCUUCCUCGGGGAGCAGUGGAACUCGUUCGAGCGGAGCCGCACGCCGAUCGAGAAGCGCAUGUACUGGCUAAAGAGGCCGUAUCAGUGCGACGCGCGCCGGGUUCCCCAAGAAUGGAACAUCACCUACGACCUGGAGAGGAGAGGGAGCGGCGGCAGUCAGAACUGCGAGGGCAACGAAUCGGAUCUCUCGUCUUUCUCCGACAACGAAAACGUGUCCGACCAAGAGGCGGAUGUGAUGGACAGAGGUGGGAAUAAGGACGGGUUUCUAAAAGCCUCUGGCGUUAGCAGAGGGUCCAGGGAUGGUGCGAGGAACAACUGCGCCGUCGGUGUUAAAAGCAGUCCCGAUUCGCAGCGGGCGAUCCGUUACCCUGUCAGUGUCUACGCCGCUCAGGAAACGCCGAAAGCGGACGGCGUCGUGCCGCCCCGGCGUGCAUCUAAAAUGAUGAACCAUAUGUCGUCGGUGUCGCUGGCCCAGUUCCAGGAGAGUCUGGCACCGCACGGGUAUGGCGGCCCUUCUGUCGAGACACCUGUGCAAGACAACGGAAUCAUCAUGCGCAACAAGCAGCGGCUACCGGAGCGAAAUGCCAUACAUGCCGCCGUGCGCCAGCCCCCGGCCGACAGCAGCUGUAACGCGAGACUGCAGCAUCUUCUCUUUCGCCCGGGCCGUAAAGGCGCAGAUGUUGGCGAUGUAACUGCGCCCCUGUCACCUGUUGGCGCGCAGGUUGCCUGCCAGCCCGACGCCGACAUCCCCGCGCGGCACUAUGCUCUUCAUCAGUUUCACGCGUCCGGCGACUCCGACGCGUCUGACAGCAACGAGAUUAACGUAACGAGCGACGACGAGCGGGAAGACGGGAGCAGCGCAAGGGAGCGUGCCGCUCCCCCGCUUGACGGCCAGGCAGAAGCCGCGCAGGUAGCCAGGCAUCAGCCCGGUCUGUCUGUCGACGAGUGCGCGUGCUACAUUUGCGGCGGCAGGCUGUCCCCGGGCCGGCGCUUCAAGGUGUGCGUGCAGAAACAGGAGCGAGCCGCCGAUGAGCCCUUCUUCCCCGUCCUGUGGCUCCACACACCUCCGCCAGGCGCCGUGCCCCUCAGCCCGGGCGGCUGCACGCUGGUGUGUGCCAGCUGCCACUCGUCACUCAUGCAGCAGUGGCGGGGUUUCGAGCUGGCCGCCGUGCCCGUGCUCCAGCGCCUGUAUGUGGUCCCGCUCGAUGUGGCCUCCACCGACGCCCUGUCCCCGUCUGGCAGCGCCGACGGGGCCAGGCCUCAGUGGGGGGACCUCGCGCCCAAGAUCCAGCCCCUUGCUCACACCCUGGCCUCUCUGCCUCUGGCGCACCCCGCUAGGGAGGCUUGCUACCUGUGCGGGCAGGAUUGCCGGGGAGAGGUAAGGCCCGAGGCGUGA